UAGCGCUUUGUGUCGAGAAACGUGUCACGUGUUGGGAGGAAACUUGGCUCUUCGGCCUCUCACUUACAACUUGAGGCAAACGGAAGAUCUGCACGUGGAGAUGUUUACCUCAGAUUAAAUCAAAGGGUUACAUUGGCUGCUGAAAAGAAACCACACAACAGACACUUGAAGCUCUCCAGAACUUCAGUUCGAUGCCGCUCCCGAACGAGCAAAAUUGACCAAUGCUUUAUUUGGGAGUGGACACGCUGUGAGGCAGGCUCUAGACAGCCAGCCAGGCUUCGCACAUGAAUACAAAGCGACUUCAACGCAUAAAAGACCAUCUUCUGGCAGAAAACCAGUGUUCAGACAUGGCCACACCUCAGGGGAGCCCCCUCACCACUCAUGUGUUGAAUACAGGUGAAGGGGUCCCAGGGGCCCGAAUGGCCCUCAGCCUACACCGACUGGAUUCACACCUGGCAGUCUGGAACCUACUCACCACAGGGACCACUAAUGAUGACGGCCGCUGUCCAGACCUUAUCACCAGAGAAGCAUUCACUCCCGGGAUGUACAAGAUGCGAUUUGAAACUGGGCAGUAUUUUGAAGGCCUGAGUCAGACGUGCUUCUACCCAUAUGUGGAGAUUGUCUUCACCAUAACCGAUCCGACUCAGAAGUUUCAUCUUCCCCUGCUCCUCAGCCGGUUCUCCUACAGUACGUACAGGGGGAGCUAGAAGCAGACGUCUUUCACAGCUGCACCCCGUGAACUGGACUUUGGAGUCUCUGAUCUUCAUUUUACGUGUGCCACUCACUAUUUGCCACCUCUCCACUUCUUAAUGUAGUGCUAAUCUACUCUGGGUCCAGUUCAGACUCAGAAGAUUUUCACACCAGCAUUUUUAAAAUUAUUAUUUUGCUAAAUUGAAGUUACGCUUGAUUUCUUAGCACAUAUUCAUGUGGGUAUCUAUGAUAUUGGGAGGUGCUUCCUUUGCACGUAUUGGAAUAUGUACGUUUUCUCAGGUUGAGCACCUGCCCAUGAGUGAUCUCAAAUACUGGUACUACGAUUCCACUUGCUCUGCAUUCCUAGUAUCGCCUACUCCUCAAAACGCUGAUGACGCUAAUUAUGGAAACCAAAUUAAAUUAAAGUGCUCAUGAAAUCAA
Messenger RNA from Anguilla rostrata (American eel), 1131 nucleotides. It is a transcript of the gene uraha, whose product is annotated as urate (5-hydroxyiso-) hydrolase a. The record is from RefSeq and is a predicted model, not a curated record. The transcript has 6 exons. Gene Ontology annotation, molecular function: hydroxyisourate hydrolase activity. The coding region runs from base 285 to 707 and encodes 140 amino acids. NCBI's taxonomy places the organism in Eukaryota, Metazoa, Chordata, Actinopteri, Anguilliformes, Anguillidae. Gene Ontology annotation, biological process: purine nucleobase metabolic process.